Cimex lectularius (bed bug) is the source of this 3247-nucleotide messenger RNA. It is a transcript of the gene vri, whose product is annotated as nuclear factor interleukin-3-regulated protein. The record is from RefSeq and is a predicted model, not a curated record. Gene Ontology annotation, molecular function: DNA-binding transcription factor activity; DNA binding. NCBI's taxonomy places the organism in Eukaryota, Metazoa, Arthropoda, Insecta, Hemiptera, Cimicidae. Gene Ontology annotation, cellular component: nucleus. The transcript has 3 exons. Gene Ontology annotation, biological process: regulation of DNA-templated transcription; circadian rhythm. Bases 326 to 1636 code for a protein of 436 amino acids.
AAGGCUACUUUGCAAAAUCUCUGAUUUGUAUUAAUUAAGGGGUGCGGUAUUAUCUCGAGAAGGUCCAUCGCUUCCGAAGACACGGUUUUGCAUUUUGAAAAGUGUUGUGAACUUGGUGUGAAAUUUAUUUUCGAUGUUCAACACUCGACGAUACAAGGACAAUAGCGAGGUUUGGAGAUAACGAUUGGCCCGAGGAGGGGCUGGCUGCGAUUCACAAUCUUUAUCGGGGUUUGAAUAAGUGCGCCGUCUUGGCGAGAUUCGAAGGAGCUGUGAACAUUUCCCUUCUUCCAGGAAUCGCUCAGGUUGUGGGCUGUUGUCGAAGAAGAUGGAGAAUGGUUUAACUCUGACAUCCCAUCCAUUCCACAUGAUGGUUGGUGAAUUUAUUGAACGCCCUAAUAACUCGCCAGUGAAUGGUGAAACCCUUCAUCAGCCUGCUGCCCCGAUUAACAAUAACAAUUCUACCAAUGGUAACAACAACAUUCCGACAAAUGGCAAUAUGACUGGAGGGUCCACUUAUUGCUUUAUUGAGCCAAACGUAGACUUGAAUUUGAUGGGCAGAGAGGGUGAUACCAAUUCCAGUCCAGAGGCUAGUAAUACUCUUCCUGAUAAUUAUACUUCCACUUUUGAAUUGAACAACCAUCUUCAACGUAAAGACUUGUUUUCACAGAGGAAGCAGAGAGAAUUUAUCCCAGACAACAAAAAAGAUGAAAGCUACUGGGAUAGAAGGCGAAGGAAUAAUGAAGCUGCUAAAAGAUCGAGAGAGAAGAGAAGAUACAACGAUAUGAUACUCGAACAAAGAGUUGUAGAGUUGAGUAAAGAAAAUCAUUUCUUAAAGGCUCAAUUAUCUGCAAUUAAAGAUAAAUAUGGCAUCAGUGGAGAAACGAUCGUUAAUGUUGAGCAGGUCAUGGCAACGUUGCCUACAAACGAUCAAGUACUCAGUAUGACAAAACGUGCAAAAAUUGCAAAUGCUCCAUUGACUCCACCCAUUCUUUAUCAACCGAGUUCCCAUCCGACACCUGUUAUACACAGGACAGUGUCGAACAGCUCUUCUCCACCGCUUGCACCACUAAAUCAGGCUUAUCCAGACAGUGAAAGUUACAAUGACGUGGACAGGUAUCCGUUUCCACAUUUUCCUCCGGUUUUACCUCCUCUCAAUCCUCCUGCCCUGGAAGCUGGAGGAAACAGUGUUCUCAAUCUGAGCAGGAGCGGUCGGCGCACUUCGCCCACUCCUUACGACCUGCCUCCAGUCGACCUACCGACAUCUUCUAACAACAGCCUACCGCACAAGCUGAGACAUAAAAGUCAUCUUGGUGACAAAGAUGUAGCAGCAACGGCCCUUCUCUCGUUACACAAUAUCAAGCAGGAACCGAAUUCCAGAGCAAGCCCACCGUGGGACGGUGAAGGCAGCAGUGAUGAACGCGAUUCGGGCAUCUCUCUAGGCGCAGAAUGGAUUAUCUCUACACACAAUGUUCCCGACGGCCAUCCUACGCCCUCUUCACCUCUUCCUCACAACCCGAUUGAAAAUGAAGAUGAAGACUCUCAUUUGAAAUCUGAAGUCGCCCGCCUAGCUUCAGAAGUCGCCAGCCUUAAAAGUAUGCUUUCUCGAAAUAAAAACAACCCCUUAGGGAUCAAUUGAAACGGAAAGCGCUACAUUUAACUUGUACAGUAUUUAUUUAUAUUUGACUAAUAUGAUAAGAUCAAAAAAUUAAACCUGUGUGAUCCUUCAUUCACACUGUAUUGUGAACCAAAUUAUUUAUUAUUGUGUUAAGUUAAUAUGUAUAACGUAUUUUUGUAUAAUUUUUUCAUACAAGUGUAAUAUAAUCUGUAUAUAAUUGUUAAAUAUUUAUUGUUAAGUUUCAUAAAUAGAGUUACAAAAACUAUAUUUAAAAAAAAGAAAAAGAAAAUGAGAAAAAAUUUGGACAUCUCAGAAACAACAUGUGAUACGUUUUUUAUAUAUUAAAUAAUUGAUAGUUACUGUUUCUAAUUAUAAUAAGAAUAAAGAUAAAAUACUACGAUAUGUUAAUAAGUGUUUUUUAUAUGAGUAUUGUUUUGUGAACAUGCAAAUAUUGAAAUGAGAACCUUUCCUGUAGAUAGUAAAAUCAUGUAUGAAAAAACCCAUGCCUAAAGUUUAUGGCACAUGUAUUUAUUUCAUUUUCAGUCUUUUAUCAUCUGGUAAAACAAGAAAAAAUUAAUUAAUUAAUUAUGUGUGCCAUUUAUAUAUUUUUCCUACAGUAAUUGACUAUUUUAAAUAUUUCUCCCGCAAAAUCUUAAAGGAAUGCUUCCAAAGCAUUAUCCGCAUAUGAUACUUCAUUUUUUUAUUGUAGAUUAUAGACUUUUAUAAGGGAUAUUAUUUAUUAUUAUUAUUAUUUAUUGACAUAACAAUGUACAGUGCACAUUGUAAUCUUUGAAAAAAUGUUUAAUUUGUUAAUUAAUACUAAUGUUUGAGUUAAAAUAGUUCAACGUGAAAGGUAGUCAUACAAACUGCAAAUGUAUGUUUUAAAAAAUACAACUUCAUGUAUAGAUAAAGCAGUUUUUAUUCUUGUGUAUGCGCGUAUGCUAUACAGCACUUAAAAGUUUGUUUUUAACACUUUUUUUAUUGUUAUUCUUUUGCAAAAGAUACUUUUUGCAGUUAAAUUAAACAAUAUUGUGUAAAUGUAUGGUGCUUAUUGUUUCUUGCAUACUUGGGUCUAUUGAUUUUUUUUUUUUUUGUGAGAACAAAAUGGAUAUUAUUUGGAUAUUUGUGGUUUACAUCCCUUGGAUUAUUACUAUAUAAAUUAUAGUUUUAAAGUACUUUCAUUGAGUUAGAACAUGGGUUGGGUAAAAGAAACAGCUAUCAAAAUAUAAAUUAGAAAUAACGUUUGUCGCUUUCACUUAAAUAUGGUUUCUUUUCAUUGUAUUGAAUAAUCAUAAUACACAAUAUUUUUUCCGAUUUUUACUUUAUUUCCAUUCUGAAUUUUACUUUCUCAACUUUUUUGAGGCAUAUUUGAUUGAAUGCGUUCUAGUAAAUUGGAAAUAUAAUGAACUUCUGAUUUAGAAAGAAAAUGGUAUUCUUAACAAUUUGUUUAUAAAAACCAUACAAUUUUAUUCAAUUAUUUUUUUGGUUGAAUAAAAUUAGAUUCAUCUCUAAAACGUUCAAUGUUGUUAUACAAUGAGUAAGUUGGAAAAUUUGUGAAUGCAUUGUUCAACUGAUACUGUGACUUUGUACAUCCAUGCAUAGCUUUGAUAAAAAUAUAUAUUGUUAUUAUAA